CAAAGCUUUUCAAAAGCAAAAGAAAAAAGCAGGUUCUUUCUAAUUUGAUGCGCAAUUGAUUGAGUCUAAAAGGGAACAGUCAUGAUAACCAAAUCAUUGUAUGUACUUACAGGACAUGAUGGAGCUCCGAAGCAUGAUGGGUUUUCCUUCAAUUCGUUGCAAUCCCCGAACUCAGAGGUCAGAACUGGAUUUAAUAAGAACAAAUAAAUAAAAAUAACAACACUGUAGUCUGUGGAAGUGUGGAUGGAUAGAGGGCAAAGAUAGAAGGCGGGUACCGUAUGGAGGUUGGGACUAGCUGGGGAUGGGAUCUGAUGCUGAAAAGGGCGAAAAGGAGAAAAGAAAGGGAGAUUAUUAUGAAGGAAUCAUUUCUCCACGUAUCGUCGUUCAUUGAUCACCAUAACCCCAUCUUCUCUUCUUUCCUCAAACCUCAGUAAAAGUCAGAGUUUGACUGGGACUGGCAUCCCCUCUAGAUGGGCCAUUGGAUCGCCUGACAUCUCCUCUCACUGUGACUUGAUAUGGGAUCCUUCUUCUGAGGUGAAAUUGGACCGUUUUGAAGCUUGAACUCAAUUGCACGCUGGACCUUUGUUGACUUCAAAUAAGCUCUCUUUUGCUUCUGAUUUGGGUUUUUGUUAAAUCUCUUUGUAACUUACAUAAUUUAACCUUUAUUGCAAACUUUUUUAUUUGGUACCUUGAAAUUUUAGAUUUUGUUGUAUUUUUUUGAUGUGGGUAUGGGAUGAAUUGAAGUUAGUAGUCAAUGUCUGUUGAGAAGGAAUGUGACUGCGUCUGUCUUCCGUCAGGAAAAUAUGGAGUCUUGAUUAAAGGAAGGGGGCAGAU
Molecule: messenger RNA, 834 nt
Organism: Rubroshorea leprosula
Lineage: Eukaryota; Viridiplantae; Streptophyta; Magnoliopsida; Malvales; Dipterocarpaceae
Source: the annotation of a GenBank genome assembly